AAUUUUGGAUUUUUCAAUAUUUUGAUGAGUAUUUGCUUCUCUUAGGUGUGGAUAAGGUUGAUUCAGAAGGAGUUGAAGUUAUAACAAUAGAUUCAGAUACAGACGAUGCACCCUGCCCAGUCAAAGAGGAAUUUGUCAAUGGUGAUGGUUUGGAUUCUACCUUGAGCGAAGUACUAGAUGGAAUUGAAAGUGGAAACCUAAAUAGUAAUGCAUGUCCAGUAUGUGAAGUUAAUGGACCUCCUGGACCCAACUCUGCUCACAAGUGUGCAGAGUGUCAUGUACCAGUCCAUUCAUUUGGCUGCUCUGUACAAAACCCAAAUGGUGUAGAGGGAUAUGGUGGGAAUGACAGAGUCUGUCUACCAUGCUCCAGAAAAGUCAAACCAACCAAGACAAAUAGGUACAACCCAUCAUGGAAGUGUCACACAUGUGGCAACAAGGAUAUAGUAUUGAAAACUAUAAAAACACCUGGUCCAUGCCUUGGCUGGGAGUAUUAUGGAUGUUUUGCUUCAUCCUGUACGAAAGACAAACCAUUUUUGUUUUGGGCUCCGAAAGACAAGUCAAGUGAAAAAAUAGUGUCACCAGGGAAGCGGAUCAAUGUAACCCAGCGCAAACAGAAAGGUCCAAAAAGAAGUUACAGUGAACCUUUAUCACAUGGUGAGAUAACUGGAACUGAGCAGCCAAUGAAAAGGACAAGGCCAAUGCGCCAGAUACAAUUGCCUUUGAAAAUUAGGAGAUCCUACGUAUUUGAAACGCCUUAAUUCGAGUCACCGAUGCAAUUUGUGCACUAUGUUAUAUCCCAAAAUCGCAGUCUAGUCAUAAGUCUAGCAAGAUUCCAACUGCAGUCAAACCCUGUUAUAGCGUUGCACCUCGGGGAAGUAAAAUCGCGAUGUUAUAAGCGGGUUAAUUUUGCAUGGAAAAUUGGAUUUUGGUUCUAGGAAAUCGCGACGUUAUAAGCGGGUAAACGCUACAUCCGUAAACGUUAUAACAGGGUUUGACUCUACCAGUUUUGAUUACUUUUAUGUUUAUCGUUGUACAAUUAUUUUUGAUAAGAUUUCGAAGUUUGACUUUACCAGUUUUGAUUACUUUUAUGUUUAUCGUUGUACAAUUAUUUUUGAUAAGUUCUACCCCAUGUUAUCUGAAAUUCAAUCUAGCCAUCAUAGGUCUAUCAAGAUUCGAACUACCAGCUUUGAUUACCGUACUUUAAUGUUUAUCUUUGUAAAAUUAUUUUUGAUAGAAUUCAAGAUUGUAUACGUGUUAAAUCAAUGAGUAGGUAUUUUGUUUUAUGUUUUGAAUACCGGUAUUUUGCUGUAUUGAGUUUUCUUUGAUUCGUACAUAGUUUUACUCAGUGACUUGCAAUUCAUUAAAAAAAAUUGAAUAGA
This is a messenger RNA of Frankliniella occidentalis (western flower thrips), 1379 nucleotides long. RefSeq lists its product as uncharacterized. The annotation marks the transcript as partial. The transcript is spliced from 8 exons. Lineage: Eukaryota; Metazoa; Arthropoda; Insecta; Thysanoptera; Thripidae. The record is from RefSeq and is a predicted model, not a curated record.